Microbotryum saponariae is the source of this 2916-nucleotide messenger RNA. Lineage: Eukaryota; Fungi; Basidiomycota; Microbotryomycetes; Microbotryales; Microbotryaceae. The record is from the annotation of a GenBank genome assembly.
AUGAGUAGGUCCCACCUGAGCAGCGUCUUGGCCCCACCACAUCAACCCUGAUCGCUCCAUUUAUCCCACUCCCCACCGUUCCCGUUCCAGACGGAACACAGCAGCCCCCGCCACCGGAGCACGACCUCGUUCGUCUCGCCACCGACCUGUCCGAAAUGGCGAGCAGCAGUGGCAUGUUGGGCCCGCUGCAGUUCAACCUCGACACCCUUCAAGACGACCACGGCCAGCCUUUCCUCGUGCGUCUACUCCUUACCGAUCUCUCGGAAGAGCUCUCCGAACGACUGCUCCAGAUCCAGCGCAACCACGCUGACAGCUCGCUUGCGAACGGCCAUGACAGACUUCCAAAUCCAAUCAACAAGGGACUUCGCACAGGCAAGUCGAGCACCGUCAUAAUUCGAGCAAAGGACUCGCUCCGGGAAUCAAGGGCGGAGCCCCCCCCCUCCCCACACGGCCCAAUGCCACCCGACCGGGCUGGGUCAGGCGACGAGACAGCAGAGACGAGAGCUUACCAUCGGCUCCGUCCUCAUUCAAUCUGCAGAUCCCCAUGGACGAACCACUAUGCCCCUCCGACCACGAGCAGCAGCAUCAGCGCGGCUCUUUCCGGUCGAACUAGGGCCCUCGAGGUGGCAUUGAACCAAAGCGUGUCCGAACUCCGAGAUCGGUCAGUGCAACCAGCCGGGGACGAGCCUUAGCAUGGGGUUGGUAAAGCGUACUCACUGACACGAAGAUCCACCACGAUAAUGAAAUAAAAAGACUGUGGCCAGGUGGUGUCUCGUCCGUCUAUCUCCGCGAAGCCGAGGCCGCCCAACCUACCCAUGGUGUCGCCCUUGUCAAAAAAGGUCCGUUCUGGCCACCUUAGAUUUGCUUGAUCCGUUGCAACCCUAAUGAGUUGAUCUUUCGUAGCGGUUCGUUUGGGAGGUCAUGUUACGGCGUUCGAUUCUAGUGAGUCAAACACCCUUUACAUGUCUCCGGUCCGUCAGGGUCGAAUCGACGGCUGAGGCCGGCUCCUCAUGCGCGCCACAGUUCACGAGUUCUCUAUCUCGCAUCUUCCCCACGCUCCCUCCGCAUGGUAUACGCUCGACUCGACCAUCGAGGUCCACAAGGACAAAGUCGGUGGAUCGACGUCCAACUCGAGUCGAUCCGAAUUGCCCGUCGAAGGACCCUCGACUUCGUCGCAGCACUCGUCCCACGCCCGCAACGUGACGCAAUUGAUUGAGCAGCAGGAGAAGCAACUGCGCGAAACCUUGCAGGAUAUUCACCGCUCCAGUGAGUCUGUUUCGAUUCUUCGUGGUGCAAAGUGUCUGAGCUGACCGAGACCCGGUCUCUGAUCCAGUCGCAGCUCCACAAGCUUCGACCACCGCCGAUGACGAUUACCAGAGGCAUGCGUACCCGCCGGCUCCGAACGACGCAGGAGACGACUACGGCGACUCGGGAUCGCGACAACUGCUCGACGAGUUCGGGAUCGACGAAACCAUGCCCCCGACGUCGGGUCGUGUCGCGGCGCAGAACGGACCCUUCACGCUGUGGUUGCGGCGCUUCCUGCAACUUCCGCUGAGGAUUUUGGCGAUCCCCAUCGGGUUACUCGGUAUCGCCUUUGGUAUCGUCGCUAGGUUGUUGCGCAUCCGGCCGGGUCAAACGUCGUUGGGGCCUCGAAAUCCGUUCGCGAGGGACGCUCGUAGUCUGCAGCGGAUGGACCCCGUCGGUUCAGCCGAACGUUUCGUGCGCUCGAUAGAGGAAAUGACGGGGGCGGUGCGGUGGUCCAGACGGCUGGGGGAUGCCCAAGGAUCGAGCUCGUCCGUCGUCGGCACGAGUUCGGGAGGUUCGUCGAGUCUCGAGCGACGACGGUCGGGUUCCAACUCGAGCGCGAGAAAGGCGCUGCCAGAUUUCUGGAUCGGGUCGUACGAGUCGGUCCUGAAAAAGGCCAAAGACGACUUCCAGGUCUUGAUGGUCGUCCUGACCUGCGAUGAACAUGAGGACGACGAGCUGUUCAAACGACGGGUCCUCACCGAUCCCGAAUUGCUCAACGCGUUGGCGAGGGAAAAGAUCCUCGUCUGGGGUGGGGACGUACGAGACGUCGAUGCGUACCAAGCGUCCAAGGCGCUGCAGUUCUUCCGCUUGCCCUUUGUCGCUUUCGUCGCCUUGCAACCGCAAUCGUCGAAUCCGACCCUACCGGGCAGCGCGUCCAUCUCGUCCCCCAAGCUCUCGGUCGUGACCCGGCUCGAAGGAUCCCCCAGUUCGACCCUCUCGGCCUCGAGUCUGCUUGCGCACCUUACGAACGUCGUUCUGCCGCGCGUCAAUCCCUUUAUGGCUCGUUUGAAGGCACAACAUGCGACCCGCUUGGAGGAACGCCGUCUGCGCCAGAAGCAGGACCGCGCCUUCGCCAUGUCGGCCCAGAAGGACGAGGAACGCGUGCUGCGCAAGCGCGCCGAGGAGAGUCAGCGACAACGCGACGUUGAGGAGCGCAAGCGCAAAGAGGAAGCGGCUUUGCGAAUUCGUGAGGGGUCGAAAAAGUGGAGGGCGUGGAAGAGGGGUCAGUUGCAGGUUGAGGGCGAGCGAGAGGGGGUGAGGAUCGGGGUACGAUUGGGAGACGGAAGGAGAGUCGUGCGUUCUUUCGCCAAGGAGGCCAAAGUCGAAGAUGUGUACGCGUACGUCGAAUGCUCGUUCGAGACCGACGACGGAGAGCGUCGCGAGGCGCCUCCCGAGGAUUACGAGCACAUUUACGAGUUCCAACUCGCCGCGCCGUUCCCGCGCUACGUGCUCGAGGUUGACGGGGACGCCGGCCAGAGGACUCUGGAGCAGAUCCCUUGGUUGGAGAAGAACGCCAGUCUGAUCGUCGAAGGGCUAGAGCAGAGGAGGAUCUCACUGGGUAAGAGUGAGGCCAGUGAUGACGAGGAGAUAGAAGAGGACGAUAAUUAG